UGACCAUGGUGGCUAGAACACCUGCUGACUGUUGCAGGGCACUUGCUUGCCAGCAGUCGAAGAUCAAAGCGCACUGUUUGCUAAUAAUCCUCUUCUUCGAGACUGUUGGUGACUUUCUUCUACCAACUCUUGCGAUUGCGGCAUUCUGCAUAUUUACCUGUCGCGACUAUAACGCUGCCUAGGUCCCUUCCGGUGAUGACAGCCUCACAUCAUCACGGCGCAAGUAGGCUCGAUCAACGCCGCGGCGCGGCGUGGUAUGUAAGGGUCAGCCGGACCAUGAUGAUGAGCAGUAGCUUGUAUAAUGUCGCGGAUCGACGUCUCUGCUGACAGCGGUAUUGUGACCGGCGGGCGAGAGAAAGAAAGUGGUUGGGGUCGGCUGUGGAGGGUUGGUGUUUUUGGGGGUCUCGACGAUGCGUGCCCAGUCAGCAGUUCUUUGCAUAAAUACCACCGAGGUAAGGUACCUCUCGGUCAGUCUGCGGUCAAGUUCGGUGGCGCGUGUGGUUCCAGCAUUUAGUUCGGGAUGGUGGAUUGGUGAUCGAGCUGUGGAUGAAUUGUGAUACUUGUGUGAUAUUGGACAUUGGAAGUUUACUCAAAGGACUUUUUAUUAGUUUGGUGAAGUGUUCAAAACAAUAAUCGGUGACAAUGGCGAACAUGGACAUAAAUGAGUUCAGAGAGUUCGGGAAGGCAGCGAUAGACUUUGUAGCGGAUUAUUUGGUGAACAUUAGAGACAGAGAAGUCCUCCCAUCGGUUGAACCCGGCUAUCUGCACGAUCUGCUACCGAACGAAAUUCCCGAAAAGGGAGAAGACUGGAAAACUAUCAUGGAAGAAUUCAAGCGCUUCAUCGUUCCCGGUCUGACCCACUGGCAGUCACCACAUUUCCACGCUUUCUACCCAUCGCAAACUUCGUACUCUUCGAUUGUGGGAGAAACGCUGGCCGCAGGCUUGGGUGUCGUAGGAUUCAGCUGGAUUUGCAGUCCAGUUUGUACCGAGCUGGAGGUCAUAAUGAUGAACUGGAUCGGUCAGCUAUUGAACCUUCCGCGAUGUUUCCUCAAUUGUGACGAAGGCAACGGCGGAGGAGUUAUCCAGGGAUCGGCAAGUGAGUCGAUAUUCAUUGCAGUUUUGGUUGCUCGAGAACAAGCAGUUCGUCGGUUGAAGAAAGAAUAUCCAGAGCUGCCGGAGGCUGAGAUUCGUGGCCGGCUGGUUGCUUACACUAGUGACCAGAGUAAUAGUGCUGUUGAAAAAUCCGGAAUUCUGGGAGCCAUCAAGAUGCGUCUUUUGCCGGCAGAUGAUGAUUGCGUACUGAGAGGAAGAACUCUAAUAAAAGCAGUUGAGGAGGACAAGGCAAACGGACUGUUUCCGGUUAUAAUGGUGGCGACUUUGGGAACCACUGGAACAUGCGCGUAUGAUAACCUGGAGGAAAUUGGUCCUUACUGCAACGAAAACAAACUCUGGCUCCACGUGGAUGCGGCCUAUGCAGGAGCCUCAUUCUGCCUACCAGAGUACGCUUGGAUCAAAAAAGGCCUAGAAACGGCUGAUUCGUUGAACUUCAAUUUACACAAAUGGCUGUUUGUGAACUUCGAUUGCUGUGCCAUGUGGUUCAAGGAUGCUGCUAUGAUCACAGAAGCCUUCAGUGUGGAUCGGAUCUAUUUGCAGCACAAAUUCCAAGGCAUGAGUAAAGCACCGGACUAUCGGCAUUGGCAAAUCCAGCUCGGCAGGCGAUUCCGUUCGUUGAAAGUCUGGGUUACGUUGAAAACUAUGGGAGCGGAAAAGAUUCGCGACUUGAUUCGCUUCCAUAUAAGUCUUGCUCAGAAGUUUGAACAAUACGUGCGAACCGAUUCCAGGUUUGAAGUUACAUCGUCCACAUUGGCCCUGGUGUGUUUCCGGUUGAAGGGAGAGGACACCCAUUCAAAGCAGCUACUGGAUAAUAUCGUCAAACGAAAGAAGAUUUACAUGAUCCCAGCAACAUACCAGGGCAAAUUUAUUCUGCGAUUCAUGAUCGCGGGAAUCGAUCCGCAAGCCGAGGAUAUCGAUUACGCGUGGAAGGAAAUCAAAUCGCAAACCGAUCUGCUGUUCGGUGUGGACGAUAACGGGAACAGCGUUACUAUUAAGGAACUUAUUAAAGAGGAAAUGUUUGAGAAGGAAAAACCCAUUGGAAAGAUCACUGAGAGUUUGAGCGGGCUUGUACUGGCGAAUGAAAAAGCUCAGUGACUGAUAUAUUUUAGGAAUAUCGAUCUAUUCUCGUUGAAGUAUGUUUUAUAAUAGUUUGAUGUCUAAAUCGUUUUGUAGACUAUAAGUAUAAUAUCUCAAAUACAUUGAACCAUCACACAAUUUGUGUUAUGCAUUUAUCGAAUGAUUGUAACGCAUGGAAUUCAUGUUAACUUUUGUAAUGUUAGUACACGUGUUAUUUUAUUAUUUACAAGCAUUGAAGAUUUUAAUAAACAAUAUUUUUUUCAAAUACGCCAUCCCGUAAU
Aedes albopictus (Asian tiger mosquito) is the source of this 2471-nucleotide messenger RNA. RefSeq names its product 3,4-dihydroxyphenylacetaldehyde synthase (gene amd). Gene Ontology annotation, molecular function: aromatic-L-amino-acid decarboxylase activity; pyridoxal phosphate binding. NCBI's taxonomy places the organism in Eukaryota, Metazoa, Arthropoda, Insecta, Diptera, Culicidae. Gene Ontology annotation, biological process: catecholamine metabolic process; amino acid metabolic process. The transcript has 3 exons. Gene Ontology annotation, cellular component: cytoplasm. The record is from RefSeq and is a predicted model, not a curated record. Bases 643 to 2208 code for a protein of 521 amino acids.